This is a messenger RNA of Dioscorea cayenensis subsp. rotundata (Guinea yam), 1172 nucleotides long. RefSeq lists its product as uncharacterized. The record is from RefSeq and is a predicted model, not a curated record. The transcript has 3 exons. Lineage: Eukaryota; Viridiplantae; Streptophyta; Magnoliopsida; Dioscoreales; Dioscoreaceae. The coding region runs from base 1 to 1131 and encodes 376 amino acids.
AUGUAUGUGCGUAAUAGAGCUAGUCCAGAGGGUUCAAUUGCAGAAGGCUAUUUAGCUAAUGAAUGUUUAACUUUUGCUUCACGAUAUUUAGUGGGGACUGAAACUAGCUUCAAUCAAUCAACUAGAAAUGAAGAAGAUCAAAAUGUUGCCAAUGAUGAGGAAGUAUCCUUUUUUGCAAAUGUUGGAAGACCAUUGGGAAGGAAAAAAAAUAAAGGCUUUAGUAGUAACAAGCGUAAGAGGGUCUCACGUAUUACACUUGACAACCAAACUUUGGUGCAAGCACAUCGUUAUGGGUUUUUCAAUUUUGAUGGAGUUGCUCCAUUUUUAAAGAAGCAUGAGCAAUUUAUUAAGAGGCGUAAUCGCUCCCCACGUCUUUCGCCUUAUGAGAUACAAAAGUUACAAAGUGAAACAUUUCAUGAUUGGUUUCAUGAUCAUGUUGCACAAUUGGAGCAACAAGGAAAUGCAAACAUCACCGAUGAACUUAGACUACUUGCUCGUGGUCCAAUGGAUACAACAAGGAGAUACACUGGAUACAUUGUUAAUGGUUUUAGAUUUCACACCAAAGCUCGUGAAAGAUGGUUGAAAACUCAAAAUAGUGGGGUUGUUGUAACAUCUAAGAUGAUGAGUUAUGCAAGUUCAAGGGAUGCACGACCUAUUGAAGGAGAAAUUAACUAUUAUGGGGUUUUAACUGACAUCAUUCAACUAAACUACAGUGGUAGAUUCAAGGUUGUUUUAUUUAAAUGUGAUUGGAUCGAUCCAAAUAGAGGUUUGAAGAAAGAUAAAUUUGGUUUUACUAUUGUGAAUUUUUCACAUCUUGCUCAUAGUGGAACUAAUUUGGUUGAUGAUCCUUUUGUUUUUGCAUCACAAGCUAAGAAGGUCUUUUAUGUUCAAGAUGAAAAGAAUAAAGAUUGGCUUAUUGUCAAGCAUGCAAAACUUAGAGACAUAUAUGAUAUCGGUGGUGGAUCAUCCUUUAAUAGGGGUCAAGGGAGUGGAGAAGUACAAGAUGAUGACUCACAUGACACUACAAAAUGGGUUCGAAAUGAAGUUGAUGGAGUGGAGCUCACACAAGAAAUGAAAACGGCGCAUGAAGAAGAACAAGCUCUUUAUGAACAUAAUGAGGACCUUUUUUAGAUCUAUUUUAUGAUUUAAUUUCGUGUUAUAGAUGUUGAUUA